Diorhabda carinulata is the source of this 1438-nucleotide messenger RNA. Its product is annotated as lysophosphatidylserine lipase ABHD12-like. Gene Ontology annotation, biological process: phosphatidylserine catabolic process; monoacylglycerol catabolic process. The transcript is spliced from 9 exons. Gene Ontology annotation, cellular component: endoplasmic reticulum membrane. The record is from RefSeq and is a predicted model, not a curated record. Lineage: Eukaryota; Metazoa; Arthropoda; Insecta; Coleoptera; Chrysomelidae. Gene Ontology annotation, molecular function: monoacylglycerol lipase activity; phosphatidylcholine lysophospholipase A1 activity. The coding region runs from base 215 to 1327 and encodes 370 amino acids.
UUUUGUGCAUUUUUCUAAUUCUAUGAUUCUGACACAAAAUCAAAUUUUGAAAACAAAAACUGCAUGAAACAAUAUUUCAACUUUUGACCUAAUAAUUUUAUUAAUCCUUAUAAAAGGGUACCUAAGCUAUUUAGCACAAACUAAAUGAGGAUUAACGUAUAAUGUUAUUUCUACCAAAAAGACGGUUAGUUAGAAGUUCAGAUUAGUUGCCAAAAUGCAAUCCAAUUUCAGAAAUAUUUUAAUAAAUUUGACAGUUGGAAGUAUUAUACCAUGUAUGUUGUGUACAUUGUGUUUCUUUAAUGUAAUUUCCAUUGUUACUGUCAAAGUAUUACUGGUAAUAUCUUUUUUACUUUUUGUUAUAUUACCACUGAUUUUCAAAUUCUCCUACAAGCUACAGACAGCUGUUCUGUUUUUAAACUUCGCGCAUUUGCCAUAUAACGCCGAUUAUGCCAAUCCACAUAAAUAUGGUUUGCACAAUUCUCGAAAUUUUUAUUUAAAAACUGAUGACGAUAUAACUUUGGGCGUCUGGCAGAUUCUUCCCCUAACAAUAGAAGAUGAUUACGGCGUUAUAAACGAAACUGAUCAGUUUUUCGAAGAAGCACUUGGAGAUGGUAAAGACGUGAUAAUAUACUAUCAUGGUAACGCUGGCGCGAGAUUAUCUGGACAUAGAGUUGAACUGUACAAAAUUUUGAGGAAACAAUUCCAUGUUAUAGCUUUUGAUUACAGAAGUUAUGGUGAUUCGACAAACGACCAACCAUCCGAAACUAAAUUGGUCAAAGAUUGCAUAUUCAUGUACAAUUGGGUGGCCGAAAGAACUAAGGGUAGUUUGUUCGUUUGGGGUCAUUCAUUAGGAACUAGUCUCUCAUUACACUCUCUGUCUAUUCUUCAAAAACGAGGAAUAGAGCCAACUGGUGUGAUAUUGGAAUCUCCAUUUAAUAAUUUUAGGGACGAAUGUUCCGAAUUUCCGUUAUCGUGGAUGUUUAGAUUUUUGCCAUGGUUCAGCUACACAAUUACAGAACCGAUGUAUAAAAAUGGUUUCACUUUUGAAAGUGAUAAAUAUAUAUGUAAUGUAGAUGCCCCUAUCCUAAUUUUACACGCCCAGGACGAUCAUGUGGUACCUAUAAAGUUGGGAAAAAGAUUAUACGAGGAAGGUAAGAGAUGUAGACGACAUUCACAAGGGGUUUUAAUGUUUCACGAGUUUGAUGGUAAACAUGGUUACCAACACAAAUUUAUAUGCAGAGCGCCUGAGAUCGAUGGCAUUAUUAGGGAUUUUGUGUCGUUAACCAAAAGAAGAAAUAGAGGAAAAUCGCUGAAUUCCAGUAGAUAAAGUUGUUUGGUGAAUAUUGGGAAGAUUAAUAACAUAUAGGCAAUAAUAAUUUCUGUGAUUUAAUGAAUUUAUAUUGAUCAGUAAAGAUAAAAUAAUAAAAAUGGAUUUUGA